GGACUCACUGCCUGAUGCCGCUGCACAAGUACCCGCUGCGGCUCUGGGACACUUUGAAACUGAGGGAGGGGAUCUAUGCCCGUCUGCCUGCUCAUUAUCUCAAGUCACUACAAGACAAAACACCGCCCACCCCAGUUCAUUGGAAACCCCAUGGGGUGAAAUAUAAAUUAAAUGAAAUAACCGGUCAACGAGAGCGAGUGCAAGAUGUUCCUAUUAAAAUCUACUACCCCCCAGAAUCUCAGAAAGGGCUCUGGGGAGGGGAAGGCUGGAUUUGUGGCUUUCGGUAUGCUGGGAAUGACAAACUCUCAAACAGACUGAAGAAGACUUGGAAGCCGCAGCUGUUUGAGCGGGAGCUGUAUAGUGAGAUCCUGGACAAGAAAUUGACCAUUACAGUCACCAUGAGAACCCUGGACCUGAUCGACGCAGCCUAUGGAUUUGAUUUCUACAUCCUCAAGACUCCAAAGGCUGAUCUGUGUUCCAAGCUAGGGAUGGAUUUGAAACGAACGUUGCUACUUCGGCUUGCUCGGAGGGACCCUAGCCUGCAUCCAAAUGAUCCAGAAAAGAGAGAGGCGAUCUAUAACAAGUACCGGUUCCUCUUGUCACAGGAAUUUGUGAUCCCGGAAGAAGAGGCUGAGUGGGUUGGGUUGACUUUGGAAGAAGCGGUGGAAAAGCAGAGACUCCUGGAGAAGAAGGACCCUACACCUCUUUUUAAAGUGUACGUGGAAGAGCUGGUCCAGCAGCUCACAGCAGAUGUGAAGAAAUCCUAGCUCAGAAUAGCUUGCUGCCACAGCCUGGAGUGUACGAUCUUCCAGGACUCUCCAUGCCAACAGGCCUCCCUCUGCCCCGAGUCUCUCGUGGGACAGAACCAUGUGCUAACGCGUUGGAUCCAGAGAGCACAUGGCUGUUGUUACUGUCUAGCAGUCGUGGAACAAUGUGAAGCAUGAAUUCAGAAAGAAAAUGGCCCUUUUGAUCAGGGGAAGGAGUUACCCCCUAGGGUCCGAUCGUGCACCUGUUACACUGGCCGAAGCGAUGCCAUCUGCCUCUGCAAAUAAUUCCCUUUGAAGUCU
Molecule: messenger RNA, 1067 nt
Organism: Pelodiscus sinensis (Chinese soft-shelled turtle)
Lineage: Eukaryota; Metazoa; Chordata; Testudines; Trionychidae
Source: RefSeq, a predicted model, not a curated record